This is a messenger RNA of Soboliphyme baturini, 1205 nucleotides long. Lineage: Eukaryota; Metazoa; Nematoda; Enoplea; Dioctophymatida; Soboliphymatidae. The record is from the annotation of a GenBank genome assembly.
CUGAUUUUCAGCGAGAACGUUUCGCCGCCUACAGCCACCGAAGUCGAUCACAGUUUCGAGUACACCAGCUUCGAUCACGCGACCGAAUGCGACCAGUGUAAAAAACUUUUGCGGGGCAUCUUUUUUCAAGGCUACCGCUGCACCCGUACGUUCGACAGCGCGGCGAGAUUUGAGUACGUCACGCUAAACGUUUCAGGGUGCAAACUUUCGGUCCAUAAAGAAUGCAUUACCGUAUGUCACGGAUGCGGGAGAAAGGACAGUAUUUUUCGAAACAGCGGCUCCCGGGAAGGUAGUCAAGUGUGCAUCGCGGUCCGGAGUUUUAUUGGCAACAACGGAGGUCCGAGCUUUCUUUCCUUCAAAGAAAACGAUCUUAUCGAAGUGGUCAGCAUAAACACCGGCUUGGAGGGUUGGUGGCGAGGUCGAAUCAUCGAGGGCGAAUGCUGUGGUCGCACCGGGUUGUUUCCUCCCGACUACGUUCGACGGCAUAACUCAGCCGCUGCCGCCUCCGCGGCCGCAAAGCGACCGACUUGGCCAUGCAGUCGGUCGUCCAGCGCACUGAGUCACACUAGCGGUUUGAGUCUGAACGGCCGAGAUUCGUUUGAUGAAAAAUCUGUCAACACUUUACACAGGAAAGCACAGUCCCGGCCAACAUCACUCACCACACUCGGUUAUCUCAACCUGGAAGACUUGCCGCUUUACCCGUGGUACGUUGGUGAAAUGGAUCGCAUCAAAGCGGAACAGGUUCUUAAAGGUCUUCCAAUCGGCACGUUUCUUAUCCGUUUUAGUCCGUCGCAGAGCCGUUAUGCUAUCAGCAUAAGUUACUCGGUGGAAAAGAUCGACGUAAAGCACAUAAAGGUGGAACGUAAUGAACGCGGCUUUUACCUAGACGUUGGACAGUUCUUCCCGAGUCUCGUGCAGCUGGUGAAUUUCUACGAAGAGAACAGCCUUAGUCAGAGCUUUCAGUCGUUGGACACGACGUUGAAGAUACCGGUGAAGUCACUGAUUGUGGGCUAUGCGAUCGCCUUGCAUAACUUCGAAGCGACGGCUUCGAACAUGAUAUCGAUCCAUCGCGGCGAAGGGGUCAUCAUUCUUAGCAAGAAGGACAGUGAACGCGGCUGGUGGAAGGGGAAGGUAGACGAAAAGGUCGGCUACUUUCCGUGUUCGUACGUGGUCGAGAAAGAUGACCUUUUUGCCGAUGCGUAAAA